AUGACAGAUACAGCACCCGCAGAGCAUACCACAGAGAAGACGCCCGCGGAGGGAACACAGCCCGCAAAAGAAGAGGAAGCAGCCCCAGCGCCGCCAGUUAAACAAACAAAAUCCAUCUACUUGACCGGCUUUGGAGGGCCGAAAUAUGUGCGCGUUCAGGCCAAAGACCAGAAGACGGUUGGGAAGGGAGAGAUAGCCGUGGAAGUUGAAGCUUGUGGCGUCGGUUUCCUUGACGUGAUGACAAGACAGGGAUUGCUGGAGGUUACCGGAAAGCCGCCAUUCGUGAUGGGCAGUGAGUGCUGUGGCAAGGUCUCGGAGGUCGGCGAGGGUGUUACCAAAUACAAAGUGAGUAUUCCCUGCCCAAUAGCUGUCACUUCCUUGACCUCCUUAUUGUCGGGAUAA
Dibothriocephalus latus is the source of this 402-nucleotide messenger RNA. Lineage: Eukaryota; Metazoa; Platyhelminthes; Cestoda; Diphyllobothriidea; Diphyllobothriidae. The record is from the annotation of a GenBank genome assembly.